This is a messenger RNA of Ruditapes philippinarum (Manila clam), 2046 nucleotides long. RefSeq names its product phospholipid scramblase 3-like. NCBI's taxonomy places the organism in Eukaryota, Metazoa, Mollusca, Bivalvia, Venerida, Veneridae. Gene Ontology annotation, biological process: plasma membrane phospholipid scrambling. Gene Ontology annotation, cellular component: plasma membrane. The transcript is spliced from 7 exons. Bases 466 to 1566 code for a protein of 366 amino acids. Gene Ontology annotation, molecular function: phospholipid scramblase activity. The record is from RefSeq and is a predicted model, not a curated record.
GUGUAGAAUGUACUUUUCAUAUAAAGAAACACACAUUGAAAAUAGUAAUAUAACGAAUCAUAUGACGAAAGGAAAUAAAAUAAAAAACAAUUUAUUAACAGUAGUCUCGUUGAAAACGCUAGCCAAAUCGGAUUAAACCGAUGCAACAUGAAGGCGUAUUAAAAUGGGAUUAGAUACCUACAUUGUCAACAAAAACACCACCGUUUUUCUGUUGUUGUGUUUUCUGUUGUUAUGUUUAUGGAAUGCGAAAUUAAACAAUAAAUUUUAAUCAUCCGUAAAUUUUCCGUCAUCAAAUCUCUUAAAUUAAAGGAAUAAGGCAUUGUAAUUACUUGUUAGAUUAAUCCAUCAAAAGAUCUCACGAAACGAUUUUUGUGGACAUUUUGUUGUUUGUUUUUAGAGUUUUUGAUAACUUUGAAAAGAAAGCGAUAUUGUUAAAUAGUCAAUAAAAAAUUUAUAAGGAGGAAAAUGUCUGAAAUAAACGAUAAUCCUCAUAUCAAAGUUUUUAAAGGAAUUGUCGAUAUUGAUGAAGAAAAUUUAGUUGGAACAUCGGAAGAAGAAAAAGGGAAUAUAUUAGAAAUUGGCGCUGAAAAUGAGCAAGAAAGGGCAAUAGGAGAGGAAAAAGUGGAACUGUUCAGCAAAGAUGGUGAAUCAAAUGGACUGAUUAUUAACGGUAAAAAAAGUGAACAAGGUGAUACGAAUCCUGCAGGAAAAGGAGACACUAAACUUGAUCAGAAGACAAAGAAAACUGCUGAAGGUAUAGAAUCAUCCAAUGAUAACGCAAAAGCUAUGGCUAAAAAUGGUCAAAAUUUACAAGGCGCUGUAAUAAUAACUAGUGCUCCAGUAGCUACAGCCGGUCCAAAACCUAAACCAAAGUUGGAAAGAAGAAAGUCUCUAAAUCCACGAGUUAUGACCCCGCCUGGUCUAGAGGUACUGGAUAACAUCCAGCUACUGGCAAUAAGGCAACAAAUGGAAAUGGAUAUUCAUAGUGGCUGCGGUGCACCUAACACAUAUAGAGUUUGGGAUGUGAAUGAUGAACAAAUAUUCUUCGCUACUGAAGAAUCGGGAUGCCUCUGUCGAUGGGCGUGCGGUCCUGCGCGGCCGUUUUCCUUGGACGUUUUUUCGGCAUCAGACGAUCAGGUUUUAAACUUUCAUAGGAUUUCAUGCCGAUGUGACUGUUGCUGUUGCUUGGAUUGUUUGAUGUGUUUGCAAAAACUCUACGUUGUUGACUGCCUUGGUCGAACACUUGGUGCCAUAAAACAAAAAUUUAGUAUUUUCAAUGCCAAGUUUGAUAUCGUCGACCAUGACAACAACGUACUGUUCAAGGUACUCGGUCCUUGUUGCCCUUGUAGAUGUGCUACAGAGAUUUACUUCCAGAUUUUGAACAAGACUGGGGAACGGCAGAUCGGACGUAUACAGAAGAAAUGGGGCGGUGAUAGGACGGAUAAUGUUAAUGUUGACCACGAGUACUUUGAUGUCACUUUUCCUGCGAAAUUGGAUAGUGUGGACAAAGCUCUCGUCCUAGGGGCUGCCUUCCUUGUGAACUGUAUGUACCUUGAAAUGUCCUAAGCACAGAACUGCGGACGAGUGAAUUCAAGAGUUCUUACGUUUUCACAAUUUAAUGACUAAUGCAUGUUUGUAACUAAAUUGGAGCUUAUAACAAAUAGUUUGUCAUUAUUAUAAAUUUUAAUAGGUAAAUGUAACCUAUCAUGUAGGUUUAUAUGUAUGUAUAUGUAUAAAACAAUUAAAAGAAAAGUUCCUGGCUUGUGUUCACAAUUUCAUUAAGAUUUUGUAAUAAUUGAUUUCAUUGCCCUUUUAACAUAAAAGUGGCACAGUGUUCUGCAUGAUGUAUAUACUAUAUAUAUACAAAACAUGUGCUGACUGAACAAGGACUUGUCUGUUUUUACAGUCAAACUUUGAUGGACUUGUGAACACAUCCGUAUGGCAACUAUAUGACAUAGUCUAUGUAUCUCAUUUCACAUUUAUAAGUCAUCAUGAUUUAUAAACACCUACAUAGCAGAAAUACCAACAUUACAAUUGUUGAACAUU